CCCCACGACCCCAUCAUCCGUCACACUCUACCACACAGCAGAUAUUAUUCUACACGGUCACUCCCUCCUAGCAUUGCUGUUGGAUUAUCUGUCUGGCUUACUGUGUGAUUGAAACUAUCUCUGCACUGUUUAACAUCCAAUGGGUCAUCACACCCUCAACAGCAGUAAAACAAAUGCAACGAAAGAAGAUCCACAGACAACAGAAGUAGACAACGAAGAAGAACAAGCCCAAUGGCCGUUGACCUACCAACUUCGUCUCCCGCAAGGCACCACAGAAACCAAAUAUUGGAGCCAUACCCUCUACCGCCAUGCCGCCAACAACAAACCCGUACAAGUCCUGUACAGCAAGACGUUCGCCGAGUCGGAACUGCUAGCCCGGAAAUUCCUCAACGAGCCGAUCGUGGGGUUCGACAUGGAGUGGCCGGCGAACGCAAACAAAAGCAAGCGGUUGCAGGAGAACAUUGGGUUGAUCCAGGUUGCGUGCGAGGAUAAGAUUGGGCUGUUUCAUCUGGGAUUGCAUGAGGGGGAGACGGUGGAGGAGAUUGUUGCGCCGAGUUUGAGGAGGAUUGUUGAGAGUGAGCGGAUUGUUAAGGCGGGCGUUGCUGUCUACAGUGCGGAUUUCGCAAGGUUGAAGAAGUACUAUCAUCUCAAGCCGCAAGGAGCGUUUGAGCUGGGUCAUCUGCAUCGGUUGGUGGUAGAUGGAGGCAGGGAGGCGGACCAUUUUCCGACCAAGAACGUGUCGUUGUCGGAUCUUGUGCGGAUGCAUCUGGGGUUUCCGUUGUGGAAGGGGUGGGAGGUGCGAACGACUGAUUGGAGUGAGGAGUUGGACUGGAAGCAGAGGCGCUAUGCGGCGGCGGAUGCGUAUGCGGGGUAUAUGCUGUAUAAGUGUAUGGACGCGAAGAGGGCCAAGAUGGAUCCGGUGCCGCCUUUGCCGGUGCUGGCAGAGGAAUACGCUGCUCUUGGGUUGGGGAAAGGCGAUAAGAAGAGCAGAGAACCCGCGACGGAGAAGAGAAAGGCUACAAAGGCGCGCACUUCUGCGAGUGCAGUUGCGAUGGAUUCCACGUCGAGGACAUUGUUCAACCGGCUGAAGCACCGCCGCAACGAGAUUGCGGGUGCUGAGAAGAAGGCGUCAUGGCUGGUUGCCCAGAACUGCGUCCUGGAACGGCUGACGAUUCAGAAACCGCUGGAUGAGGCUUCAUUGAUGCGGAUCCACGGGAUCGGUCAGAAGAAGCUGGAGCAGUAUGGAGCAAUCUGGCUCUCUGAGAUACGCACGUUCGUGGGACUCAAGGAGUUGUCAGCAUCAGAAGGAGAUGGCAAUUCCGGAUCACAGUCAGAACCAGGCACAGUUCCCGAAGCAGUCGAGCAACCCACAACGCCUAGACGGCCUAGCAGACGACGCAGGACAGCAGCAGAAGACGAAGAGCUUGAGCGAGAUGCGCCGGACUCGUCACCUGCCUUUGGCAGCCCCCUACGGCGUCCUCCAUCGCUCCAUACGGGGCUGUCGUUCGGCUUGGAAAGUACACAGUUGGAUUCCGACGAUCUUGCGAAAGAAGAUGACAGGAGCUCAUGGGAAGAGGGGGACUCUGGCGUCUUCAUAUCACCGUGCUCCAAGCCGGCCUCGAGCGCAAAGCGGAAGCGAAAACGGCCGGAAAGUCCACAUCCUACGGCAGCUUCCUCGCUCGCGGCAGAGACUGGGAGCGCCGCACCACUCAGUCCCAGGUCCAGGAUCGUGCGGAACAAGCUGACUUCCUAUAGCAAGAUGAUCGCGUCGAUGCUGCAGCCACGGCCUCAGGAAGAGCUGGUGUCGGCACAGACAUUGGAGCUGAUCGCUAGGCGCCGCCCGCAGACGAUGCAAGAGCUGGAAUGUAUUCCAGGGAUUGAGAGACUGGCCGAGGGAUGUAGACGGGUUGGGAAGGACCUGUUGGCUGCGAUUGUGAAGCACUCGGGUGCCGGAUAGGUUAAUGUGGGCUUCCCUUCUUUGGAUGAUGAGAGAGUUGCAUGUAGGAAGAGCGGUCGAGAUGAGCUAUUGGAUGGACUCGAGACGAUGAUACCCAGAUGAUUGGAUUGGAGGAUGAGACGGACCGGAGGGCUGGAUGACGUGCUACGAAGAGACGACUUCGACGACCUCAGUUGGAGAUGUGAUACCCUGCACGGCACACGUGUUACUAUUCAAUGGAUAGCUAGACCCAAGUGUAACUAUACCCAUCUUAUUUUGG
Messenger RNA from Westerdykella ornata, 2216 nucleotides. RefSeq names its product ribonuclease H-like protein. Gene Ontology annotation, biological process: nucleobase-containing compound metabolic process. The transcript has a single exon. Lineage: Eukaryota; Fungi; Ascomycota; Dothideomycetes; Pleosporales; Sporormiaceae. Gene Ontology annotation, molecular function: nucleic acid binding; 3'-5' exonuclease activity; nucleotide binding. The coding region runs from base 140 to 1957 and encodes 605 amino acids. Gene Ontology annotation, cellular component: nucleus; cytoplasm. The record is from RefSeq and is a predicted model, not a curated record.